AUGAUUUCUUCCGAUAAUGUACAUUCAAAAAUAACCGAAAAUGAGGAAAUAAUUUUUAGCGAUGAUUCUAAAAAGCACGAUGCAUUAUUCAAUAUGCAAAAUGAUCAAUUUCCUUAUUUACCAUUAGAUGUAUUAGAAUUAGAUUGUAGUCUGGGAUAUGUAAUAAAUGCCAUCAACGUGUUUAUGUACUUAAUCGAGCAAACAAAUGCUGUACAAGUAAAUAAAACCCGUUCGUUAAUUUAUUUUAUGGAUAAAAUGAAACAUGUUCCGUAUAUUCAACAUCUUAUCGAUGUAAUUGAAGAUGAAAAUUAUUUGGCUAUUGUUUGGGAGGAUCCUGGUCAGCCGAUGUUUGAAUUGCUCCAGAAUGCUGGGCAUAAUUUGAACUUUCAAGAAAUCUUUUGUCAGAUUUGUUUAGCCCUCGCAAAUCUGCAUGAGAAUAAUUUAGCUCAUAUGUCUUUAAAUUGUGAUACUUUAUGGAUAAAGAAUAACAAUGUGAAGAUCGUAGAUUUCGCUUCAUUAGGUCAUUUUACUACAGCAAAUCUUGUUCACAUUGUGCAGACUUUAAAUCCUAGUUCGUAUGAUAUAUUUACUCCUCCUGAAAUUAUUGAACGACAACCUUGCUGGGGUUGGAGACCCGAUGUUUGGGCUCUAGGUGUUGUUUUCUAUUAUACGAUAGUAGGUCAAUUUCCUUGUGAUGGCGAUUAUGUAAGAUUUCAUCAAGAAAUAAAAAAUGGUUCGUUCUCAUUUCCUGAGGAAAUGGAUCCAAGUGUAUGUGAUUUAUUGUCAUGUAUGUGGGAUCCGGAUCCAACUAAGAAAUUCGAUAUGUGGGAUGUUAUAAAACAUCCGUUUUUGGCUCCUCAAUCGACACCACUAAUCAACACACAACAACAGCAACAGUAUGAUAAAACGAAACAAAAACAUUCGAAAUUAAAAAGUUUAUUAAAAUUUCCAAAAAAAUUUCGUAAAAAUCGACGUGUUAAAAAUUUUGACUCCAAUGUAAAUAUUUUACAUAAUGAUGAUCAAGAUUCGGUAAAAACUUUUAUAAAAAAGAAACCAUUUAAUUUUAUGUUGAAAUUUCGACGUGUCAUGAGAAAACUUACAAAUAUCCGCCAUCCGAAUCAACACCCACUCAAAAGGUUGUAA
Molecule: messenger RNA, 1143 nt
Organism: Dentiscutata erythropus
Lineage: Eukaryota; Fungi; Glomeromycota; Glomeromycetes; Diversisporales; Gigasporaceae
Source: the annotation of a GenBank genome assembly